GUUUACGCUUGAGCACAAGCAACAUUUUCGCGUUCUUUAGCUAUUGGAGCGAAAAUUGCGGAAACGAUUUUUGUGUAUUAGAUCUUUAAAUAACCAGGAGACUCAUAAGUAAAUAUGAAACUAGUAAGGUUUUUGAUGAAACUUAGUCACGAAACGGUGACCAUUGAGCUGAAGAAUGGCACACAAGUACACGGAACGAUCACAGGCGUGGAUGUUGCGAUGAACACUCACCUGAAAGCUGUUAAAAUGACGAUCAAAAACCGUGACCCUGUGACGCUGGACUCGUUGAGCAUUCGGGGCAACAACAUUCGUUACUACAUUCUGCCGGACAGCCUGCCGCUCGAAACGCUGCUGAUCGACGAUGCGCCAAAAACGCGAGCAAAGAAACGCGAAGCGAACCGCGGUGGUCCCCGCGGAAGAGGCAGAGGCACCCGCGGCGGCCGUGGUGGCCCACGAGGUGGUCGUGGUGGGGGACGCGGUCGCGGCAGACGCUAGACUUUGGGACACAUCUGCGCGCCACGAUGCUAGCCAUAAGGAUCUACUUUCUCUUUACAUUAGGAGCUACAGUCAUUUCGUGCGAUGGCUACGAAAGCUGGGGGUCGAGAAGCUGUAAAACGGAUACAAAAUGUAAAAACGGGCACAUUUAACAAACCAACAAUCUUUGUGUCCAGUUAGUGUAAAAUGUAUUUAACAGUCACACACCAUUAACGAGCACGUACAGACCGUACACAAGAAAGCAAAUGAAAAACAGGCAAGCAGCAACAGCGAACGAAUUGGAGUGUUUGGCUUGCAUCAUUUCAAGCUUUUGUCGAUUUUCUGCCAACUGUAUGCGUAGCUCGCUCAGCUCGUCCCAAUAUUCCCGCAUACGUUUGUCCGUAUUUGUUUGGUUAUCCAUGUUGUCCUCCAAGUUUCGCAUGCGCCUUUGCAAACCAUCGAACAC
Molecule: messenger RNA, 940 nt
Organism: Anopheles bellator
Lineage: Eukaryota; Metazoa; Arthropoda; Insecta; Diptera; Culicidae
Gene: SmD1
Product: probable small nuclear ribonucleoprotein Sm D1
Exons: 2
Coding region: 115-495 (126 amino acids)
Biological process (GO): RNA processing; spliceosomal snRNP assembly
Cellular component (GO): catalytic step 2 spliceosome; spliceosomal tri-snRNP complex; U5 snRNP
Molecular function (GO): RNA binding
Source: RefSeq, a predicted model, not a curated record